Messenger RNA from Pecten maximus, 1340 nucleotides. RefSeq names its product aldo-keto reductase family 1 member A1-like. Gene Ontology annotation, cellular component: cytosol. The transcript has 10 exons. NCBI's taxonomy places the organism in Eukaryota, Metazoa, Mollusca, Bivalvia, Pectinida, Pectinidae. The record is from RefSeq and is a predicted model, not a curated record. Gene Ontology annotation, molecular function: aldose reductase (NADPH) activity. Bases 123 to 1091 code for a protein of 322 amino acids.
UGAUAAGGGAUAGCCGCUUCUCGGUACUAUGUACACUAAAACUUCACUGCUAUCUAACACAGCACACACAAACACACUUGUAGGUCGGCGCACACACACCGCGGUGGAUUGAAACUGCUAACAUGUCGUCCGGAGUAACACAAACUGUUCCCAUGCCAGGAAAGCCUUACCCGACUGUAGGGCUGGGCACCUUUACUAUAUUUGAGAAAACUGGUUACGGCGACGAAGUGUGCAAUGCGGUCAAGGUCGCCAUUUCAGAAGGUUACCGACACGUGGACUGUGCGUACGUUUACGGUAACGAGAAGGCAGUGGGGGAUGGUAUAAAGGCGAAAAUCGACGACGGAACCAUUACCCGGAACGACAUUUAUAUUACCACAAAGCUAUGGGAUACACACCACAACCCCGACCACGUGGAGGGUGCUCUGAAGAAGUCAUUGCGCGAUCUCCAGACUGACUAUGUUGACCUGUACCUCGUCCACUGGCCAUUUGCGUUCAAGGAUGGAGAUGACCUAUUUCCAAAAGACACUGAUGGAAACGUUGUCUUCGCUGACCACGAUUAUGUUGAUACCUGGAAGGCGAUGGAGAAACUGGUUGGAGCUGGACUAACUAAGGCCAUAGGAAUCUCCAACUUUAACAAAAAACAGAUAGAGAGGGUGUUAGAGGUAGCUACGGUAAAGCCAACAAAUAUACAGAUUGAAAUCCACCCGUAUUUCCUGAAUGAGAAGCUGGUUGCUUUCUGUAAACAAAACGGGAUGACCGUCACAGCUUACGCCCCCUUGGCGAACCCUAGCAGAACAUGGAAGAGCGCCGACGAGCCCAUAGUAUUUGACGAGCAGGUUCUGAAAGACAUUGCAUCCAAGAAAGGAAAAUCUAUCGCUCAGGUGGUGCUAAGGUUUCACUUACAGAGAGGUAUCGUUGUGAUACCCAAGAGUAUAACUCCGGCCAGAAUCAAGGAAAACUUACAGCUCUAUGACUUUGAUCUGUCUGAAUCCGAAAUGCAGCUAAUAGCUGGAUUAAAUAGAGAUUUGCGUUUUUACCAAGAAGGGAUAGCAAGCAGCCACAAAUACUACGCUUUCCACGACGAGUACUGAAACACUCUCGGUAAAACAGAUGCCAAUGCACACAAGCAUCACGAUACAGAGUUUGUGUGAUAUGUUGAUUCGUUUACAAGUCGAUGACGUCAUUUCGAUUACAUUUUGUUUACGUCAUUGAUAGCUGAACCAUUCCAUUCGUGUAGAGUAGACUUAAUCACUUUAGAAACAGGAACGGUUUCAUCUCGAACGGUGUAUGUUUCACAGUUUGUUACACAUCUAAUAAACAUACAAUACAUAUGUACAGAG